Symbiodinium natans is the source of this 582-nucleotide messenger RNA. NCBI's taxonomy places the organism in Eukaryota, Dinophyceae, Suessiales, Symbiodiniaceae. The record is from the annotation of a GenBank genome assembly.
AUGGGACCGCCAACGCAGAGCGCCAGCGGUUUAGCCAUUGCCUGGCUGGAGUGGCUGCAGUUUCCGAUCAAGUCGUUCACAGCUCUCUCCAUUCCAGACGUUAGCCGCGAGGAUCUAGAGCACCUCUACCCUUUGGCCUUCGUCAUGAGCAUGCUUUGGCUGGCCGUCUUUGCCUACUGUGUGGUUGCGGCUUGCGACGGCAUCCAUGAGGACUUCGGAAUCUCCACAUCGGUGCUGGGCUACACGAUUGCCGCAGCGGGCACCUCGUUCCCCAACGUUUUCUCGGGGAUGUGUGUGGCGAGGCAAGGCAAGACCACUAUGGCUGUCGCCAACGCCCUGGGUGCAAACGUUCAGAACGUCUUCCUGGCCUUGGCCAUCCCAUGGGCCGUCCAGUGCUGCAUCAACAGGGGCAGCUUCCGCAUGCCCUUCACCGGCUUGGGCCCGGCAAUUGUGGAGAUCUACGUCACACUGCUUCCAGUGGUAUCUAUCUUCAUCUUCUGCAACGGCACGUUUCCGCGAUGGUCCGGCUAUCUUUUCCUGAUGAGCCGUGGAUGCACGUGGGCACCAGUCAUACCCACAUAA